Molecule: messenger RNA, 3692 nt
Organism: Delphinapterus leucas (beluga whale)
Lineage: Eukaryota; Metazoa; Chordata; Mammalia; Artiodactyla; Monodontidae
Gene: LRIT3
Product: leucine rich repeat, Ig-like and transmembrane domains 3
Molecular function (GO): protein binding
Source: RefSeq, a predicted model, not a curated record
UGACCCUGUGGAUUCUCUAUGUUAUGUGUAUGGAAGUAGUUUUUAAAAUAUUUAAUUUUUAUUUUCUGAUAGAGCCUAAUAUAUGCUAAAAACAGGACAGUUAAGCUUCAGAUAAGGUUUGAUUGCCCAUAACUUGGGAAACUAACUUGGAAUAAAAUAUAUUCUUGAAAAAAGAUAAUGGCUUCACUAAAAAACUAAAUGUGUUGGGAUGAGCCUGCACUACACAGAAAUGACCUGGGAGAACUGCACGAUGCACUGUCACCGCAGUCUUAGUGCUGCCACGACAGUGAUGGAUUGAAGCAUUUUGCCUAAAAAACUCUAGGUACUGGAAUUUGUUUAGUUUGUUUUGGGGGCUAACCAGUAUGUGGCAAUAUUGAUUACUCUAAAUCAAUUUUAUGUCAUGUGCUUCUAUCUCUAAAGCUAAAUUUUAUAAAACUAAAUAUUAUUCAUACUGUUAAAAAGCAAAAAGUAAAAUUUGUCAUGUUAUAACAUUCAAGUAAUCUACAGUGUUUUCUAACAUCUGCUAAGAUAUUGAGUUAUUUUGAGCAUGAUGUGUAUCUUCAAGGUGUAGUAACAAUUACUUCUAUAGGAAAGGGAUUUAACAGGCAUUUUCUUGUAAAUCUAGAUAUGGACAACUAUUGAAAAUUUUCUGACGUGUUUGAUGUUCAUUUCCCUUAGAACGUGUUACUUUGCUGAAACCAGAUUCAAAGGCUAGGUUGAUUGAUCCCCUGCAAGAUACACUUGAAGGUUAAGUAACUACAGAUCUCAUCUAAUCCCGUGUAAUCUGCUGUUACUAAAUGGCCGUUUGUAUUCUUGGCACACCAGUUUCUGAAUGCUUAGGAUUUGGUUUUUACCUUUUGUCCAAAUAACGUCUAAAAGGAACCAUGCGUCUCUUUGCAAGUCUGUGCAUUGCGCUUGGCUUUUUGGAAAGAGUGAGCUGUUCGUGUCCUUCACAGUGCACCUGUGAUUAUCAUGGCAGAAAUGACGGCAUGAGAUCAAGGUCUGUGCUAUGCAGUGACCUGGAUAUGAACGAGGUACCUACAAACUUCCCCGUGGACACUGUGAAGCUUCGCAUAGAGAAGACCGUUGUCCAUAGGAUCCCCGCCGAGGCCUUCUACUACCUGGUGGAGCUCCAGUACCUCUGGUUGACCUAUAAUUCUGUGGCCAGCCUUGACACCAGCAGCUUUUACAACCUAAAGCAGCUGCAUGAGUUGCGCUUGGAUGGAAAUUCUCUGGCUGCUUUCCCUUGGACAUCUCUGAGGGACAUGCCUCGUCUGAGGACCCUGGAUUUGCACAAUAACAGAAUAACCAGUGUGCCAAACGAGGCGGUCACGUAUCUGAAGAACCUUGCCUACUUGGAUUUAUCAAGCAACAGAUUAACCACACUGCCGCCAGAUUUCCUGGAGAGCUGGUCCCACUUAGUUACAACAUCAUCCAGAAGCCUGGACCUUUCAGCAAGAAGAAUUAUUCUUGGCCUGCAGGACAACCCAUGGUUCUGUGACUGUCACAUUUCCAAAAUAAUGGCAUUGUCAAAAGUUGCUGACCCUGUGGUAGUACUUCUUGAUCCACUGAUGGUUUGUAGUGAACCGGAACGCCUCACAGGGAUUUCGUUUCAGCGGGCUGAGCUGGAGCAGUGUCUGAAGCCAUCAGUGAUGACCUCGGCCACCCAGAUCACGUCUGCUCUGGGCAGUAAUGUUCUGCUGCGGUGUGAUACCACUGGCUACCCUACCCCGCAGCUCACCUGGACCAGACCAGACAGCUCGCCAGCUAAUUAUACAGUAAUUCAGGAAUCUCCAGAGGAGGGAGUCAGAUGGUCCAUAAUAAGCUUGACAGGCGUUUCUUACAUGGAUGCUGGGGAUUACAAAUGUAAGGCCAAAAAUUUGGCUGGGAUGUCAGAAGCUGUGGUUACUGUGACAGUGGUUGGUGUUGUCAUGAUCACCGUAUCAUCAGAAACUUCUGAAAGAAGAACUGGGGAUCACCCUGAGCAAGAGGUCCAGCUGGGAUCUAGAACAUCUGCAACUCUACCUGGUUCAUCAUCGUCUCCCUGGCCUUAUUCCUCCUCUUCUUCCUUCCCAGCUUCUUCCACUUUUCUUCCUACUUCUACUUCAUCGCCUCCCUCCACUGCUUCCUUCUCCUUAUCUCCUUUCUUCUCCUCCAUUGUUUCUUCAGCCACAACUCCAAGCACUAGAAUAUCUACAAGCACUACCAUGGCCAGCCGUCAGCCACUCCACCCAGAUGGGAAAAGAAAUGUCAAGGUGGAGAUGGGUAGCGGUAAGCUUCCCCCAGCUAGUGCAAGUAAAAGAGAAGAGUUGGCAUUGUUGGAUCAAGCCCUGCCGAUGGAAACGAAUGCCACAAUAGAAAAUCUCCAGGUAGUCAGCGAAACCGAAGAAAGCGUGAUCUUGAUGUGGAACACCAUUAACACCACGCAGAAUUUGGAAGUGACUGUGUUGUAUUCCAAGUAUGGUGAGAAGGACCUGCUACUGCUUAAUGCAGACUCCAGCAAGAACCAAGUCACCAUAAGUGGCUUGUUGCCUGGUUGGCAAUAUAUAGCAUGUGUCUGUCCAAAAGGAAUGCCUCCCCAGAAAGACCAAUGUAUCACCUUUUCUACUGACAGAGUUGAAGAAGAAGGUGAUUCUCAAGGGUCUUUCCUUAUGGUGGUGAGUGGUGCUGCCUGUGUUGUUGUCUUGCCAUUGAUUUUUUUCCUGUUGUACAAAGUUUGCAAACUUCAGUGUAAGUCAGACUCCCUCUGGGAAGAUGAUUUGGCGAAAGAGACUUAUAUCCAAUUUGAAACGCUGUCCCCCAGGUCUCAAAGUGUAGGGGAACUUUGGACGCGAAGGCCCAGAGACGAUUCAGAAAAAUUGCUGCUUUGCUCUAAGUCAAGUGUGGAAUCUCAUGACUUUUAAAAGUGAGGGUUCUAGAGCAGAGUAUUAUUGCUAAGGUUUUACAGCUCAGGCAAAUGUGAGCUCCACAAAAUUUCUUUCACAAAAUUAAGGAUCUAAGGGUAUAUAGUUGACCCUCUGUUUGGAAGACUUUUGGACACUUUCAUAUCCUUCAUGAAAAUCACAAAUGGAGUGUUUUAAGUGUGCUUUAAGAAAAUCAUGAGACUUCUGAACUGAAAAGACAAAUAAGUUUGAUUUUUGUUGUGAAGAAAAUGUCCACAGAAAUAAUUUUCAAGGUAGUGCUAAGUAAGUUAAUAAUAUAUUUUAGGAUAAUGUUUUAGUUCUUAAAAAUAAAUUCAUGUGAAAAUAGUCAUAAAAAGUAAACUCUGAAUUUUAAAAAGAUAGUUUUUUGGGCAGUAAAGAAAGUUUAGUAUAAUGAGCUAAGCCUUGAUGUUCACUCUUGUUCAUAGUGCUUUACGGCAUUUGCUGUGCACAUUUGCUGCCAUUGCCUUGUAGGUGAGAGUGGAAUAGUACAGAAUUUUGCAUUCACUAAGGUUAAAUGCAACCCCAAGGACAGGGAGAGCUCUAGCUCUUGGUACCAUUAUGCAUUGCAACACGGUAUAGUGGUAUUUAUAUUGCAAGGAAGAAAACAUUUUUCCUUAGAAAUAUAGGUACUAGCAAAAAUAAGUUUAAAAAGAGGAUCAUGGAAUAGUAAGGCCAUUUUGAAGAUAGUAACUGUUGCAUUCUAAUACAUCUGCUAACAGACUGUAUGGGGUCUUUUUAAAAAAUGUGCUCAUUUUAAAACAAUCUCUU